AUGGAAGAACAUUGGCUCAUCAUAUCAGAAGCUGGAGUCGAUAAAGUGGGAGCAUUUUGGAAAGAUUUUAUUCGUCGUCAUCAUGUAUUGUGUGUUGGUUUUAUAUAUUGUUUGACUGUUACGGCUAAUUUUGAUGCUGAAUCAGAAUGGCAAAAAUUUAAAGAACAAAAACAUUAUUCAUCAUCGACAGAAGAAAAUCUAAGAAAACAAAUAUUUUUUGAUAAUGUUAAACGUAUUAAUAAUCAUCAAUUAUCAUCAAAAUAUUCGUUAAAACUUAAUAGUUUUUCUGAUAAAAUAAGUCAGGAACUUGUACAACCAUUUCGUAUGACUUCUAAAUAUGAACGUAUUAAUGUACAUCAUCGACAUAAUGGAUCAUUUGUGCCACCAGAAAGUUUUGAUUGGAGAACAAAAGGUGUAAUUACAAAAGUUAGAAAUCAAGGUCAAUCAGGAGAUGGAGUAGCGUUUGCUGCCGUAGAAUCAAUUGAAAGCUUGUAUGCAAUUCAAACCAAAAACCUAGAAGAAGGAAGUGUGGAGCGUGUUAGUGACUGUUGUCCACAACAUCUCGUGCCGUUUGAUUGUAUUAAAAAAUUAGGUGGCAUUUGUCAUGCUGCCGAUUAUCCAAAACCGACGGGUGAUUGUGACCCAACAGCUUGUAAACCAUUUGCCACGUUUAAUAAAGUUACACAACUUAAGUCGAAGAAUGAAGAUGAUAUGGUUACAAUUAUUCAAGACUCACCUUUGUUUGUUGGAAUUGAUGCCAGUGAAACUUCAUUUCAGUUUUAUAGUACUGUUACAACUAGUUGGGUAUGGUAAAACAGAUGAAGGUGAAUUAUAUUGGAUAUGUAAAAAUAGCUGGGGUAAGUGUAGAUUUUGAACCAAGUAAAUAUUCUAUUGAUAUUAUUUUAUUUGUUUCCAGGUUCAUCAUGGGGUGAAGACGGAUAUAUUCGAAUUUUACGGGGGAAAAAUAUGUGCGGUAUUGCUACUUUUGUACUUCAAAUUUCUUAAAAGUACUUUAGAAAUAAUAAGUUUUUAAGAUGUGUGGUUUGUUUUUCUUUUAUUGAUGAAGGAACGUCUGUUAUUAAAAGAAGAUGAAAAAAUGAUUAUUGGUCUCUGUUUAUCGCGAAAAUAAAGCAUGGAUAUGAUUUUUCAUAAUAUCUUCCCCGUUUAAUUAAAUGAGUAUAACCCGUUUUAACAGAUACACACAUGGAGUUUCACUCGUUGACGCUUUUUCUAUCGUUAUUUCUGUUAACCGACUGAUAGCACAAAAAGAAACGACGAGAAAUCAUUGUAGUACCCCAACCGCUUCGUAUCAAGGUACCGUACGCUCCAUGAUUUUGUAGGCUCGGUCAAAUUAAAUUUUCGUGCCAAGUCCACCAGCAAAUACGGUUAUUCUCGAUAAAACUGAUGCGUCAGACCUAAAAACUUCAUAGUUAUUCGCUAUAAUAUAUGAUUAAAAAUACUCAAAAGUCGAGUAACAUUGUUUCAUUAUGUCGUCAUGUAGCCAAAUGUUGAUUCUAUAGGUCGGAAGCAGCCAGCAUGUUUUUGAACGUUAUGAGUGUUAUGAACCUUAAUAGCGAACGCACAAGGGCUUUUUCAUAUCUUUUGACAGAGUUCAUUGCAAACGUAGCAUCACUGCAACAAAAGAACUAUGAUAGAGAUUCUAUUUUUAUAUGAUUACAUCGUCAAUUAAUGAAUUCACCGACUCUUUUCUGACUACAAUUUCAUUCUGAAUAGAUCACGCUUUCCUUUUAUCUGAUCUAUGUUAAUAUCGAAAAAGAAAUAAUAAACAGUGAUGCAAUACAGACUCAUUUGUCUGUACAUUUGUUCUAUUAAUUUGUGAGAUAUCUAUCAAUCGACCGAAAAGUGUGUGCUGUCAUGUUAGAUUUCACUAUAUUUUUGACAAGUGUAACCACUAUAUUUUCCCUGCCUGACGAUAAAAUAAAGUCAAUACGUAGGCUUCGGUUAAUCUAAAAGUUGUGUCAUCCGAAAGUAUCACUCAGUGGAUAGACCUUGUUAGCAAUUCUCGAAAUUAUACUAUACCUUUAUCUGUAACUUAGUAGUCGUAAGAUGCCGGUAAUUCAAAAUUCGAGAACAAAUGGUUUUUUGUUAGAACCACAUUUGAAUUUUCUUGAUAAAAUGGCCUUCUUCGUCUCUUAUGUUAUCCAAAAAAAAAUCCUUAGUCCGGCCCGAUCCGACAAAAAUACUUUUCGGCCUAGCCUGGUCCCUCCCAGCCACUCUGCAAAAUUUUCUAGUCCGGCCUGUGCUAAUCUCAGGUACAGUCAAUAUCAUUGCUUAACUUCUUGGCUAUGAUUAUUUCAACGUAGGAUUUUUACAAGUGAAGAUGCUCUGUAGUCUUGCCAUGGAUAAAACUAAUUUUCUUCAAAGAUGAACUCACACUCACACAUCCAAAAGCACCGUGUCCUGAUGUACAUUCAGUACACCAAAUCCCAUUCGGGAUAUAAAAAUAUAUCCUGAUCAGGAUAUAUUUAUAUCCGGAAAGGAACACAUAUCCCGUUCGGAUUAUGAGGCCGGACUGUCUGUUCAGUGUGAGGAUAUAAGUGUACAUGUGAUAUCCUCGUUAUAUGACAUUGAACCGGUAUACCAACACAUGGGCGCUGAAGCGACAUUUGGGCGCAACGACAGUUGAGAUUCAAAGACGCCGGUGUGAGGAUGAGGGUGAGGAUCGAUGAAGAUUAAACAAAAAGUGAUUGCAGCUGGAUAUGAGUAAUAUAGAAAAGCUCUCACACCGUGCCCCAAAUUUGUUUAAAGAAAUUUUACCGUUAUGCAUCAUACUUUAGCAAAUGCACUCUUACUGAACGCUUCUAUCGUACAUGCGCCCAAAUACCGUUGCGCCCGAACGUCGUACUCCCAAGGAUCGCGCGCCCAAAUGUCUGGUAAUCCAUUGAAUCAUACUAUUACUAGGAAACACACAGUGCUAUAUUCACUAAAGAUCAAUAGUUCCUUUAGAUGAACAACGUUGAAAUGAAUCAAGAAUCGAUUAUCAGUAUCUGUAAAGAAAUGAAACAAGUGCUCAAUAUCUUUUUAUACUUUUCUUUGAUCUAUUGAUUAUUGGAUAUUUUUCUUGUCUUUUUCGUCGUUUUCGUGUUAAAUAGUUUUCAUCCGUUGAUUCAUCCCCGCGUGAUCUACGGAUUACUCAGCGUUUAUCGCCACUCAGUUCCCGCCAUUUUUUGAAUUCUUUUUUAUUUUGAACAUAAAUUGUUCCACAUUGAUUAAUAUAUUUAAAAGUAAAAAUGGUCUAUGGCUAAAUAUACAGAAUUAGUUAUAAAUGUAGAUUAUAGAAUCAAACUAGUUCGAAACUAUGCAAAGUAUUUCCAAAUAAUCGUUAACAUUGCGAUGUUAAACGACCGGACUUCUUAUACAUUUUACCUUACAAUCCAAAGCUAUCUCAGCAAUCUCUUGCAACUUGAAUGAACACUCAUCAUAGUGAUUCUUUUCGGUCUUGCUAGUGAGGAUCAAUUAAUACCAUAGACUUAAUGAAUAUCUUGUUCUCGCUUCUGUACUCAAAUCCAACUGAUUUUCACUGUUUUCACGUCGAUAGUAGCACUAUCUAUCAAAUCUCUCAUUAUGUUGCCAUUAGUAGCAUCUAUCUUUUUCAAAGUCUUAUAGCUAACAGUACAACGUAUGCGAGUUCUACUACAUAUUUAGCUUCAAUACUUCUCCUGUUCGCAAUUUUUAUUCUUCCUUACGUGUCCACCAUGUAUUAGACAAACACAGACAUUUUUCUUUCCAUUUAUUAUAUUAUUAUUCAUAUUUGAUCUUAGUUGACUUCCAGUCAAAAUAGUGAUUAGCAUAAUAUGGGGUAACGACAAAUCAUCGAAAAUAUUUUCAUCGAACGAUAUUUCAUUCAAAGAUUUUUCAUCGCAAGGACUUUUUAUCAAACGAUAUUUCGUCGCACUAGUGUACUAUUGAAUUUUCCUAGAUAACUGAAAGAUAACUACAAAGUAAAUAAAGUACACUGGCUGUAAGUAGCUUGAAUUGACAGAAAGUUUAGAAAACGUAAGUUAAUUCUUCGACAUGUGGCACAAUGAAAUACAGAUAUAAAGUAGAGGAGAGAAGGUGCCUUUAAAUGCCAUACGAUUUGAACGUGAUCAUAAAACAACGGAAAGGUUUUUUAAGAAGUUAAUAAAGCAAAAUACACAUGCCAUAUUACCCAAGCAAAAAAAUGCCUUUGAGAUUAUCUAGCUAUAAAAAUAUGUUAUCGGGUAAUAUCGGCUUGUGAUAGCUAGCUAUCCGUACCACUUUUAUUGAGUUAGCUAGCUAUAUCGAGUAUGAUAGC
This is a messenger RNA of Didymodactylos carnosus, 4297 nucleotides long. The record is from the annotation of a GenBank genome assembly. NCBI's taxonomy places the organism in Eukaryota, Metazoa, Rotifera, Eurotatoria, Philodinida, Philodinidae.